GAGACCUUGUAUCUACACCGCCGGGACCGCGCACCCCCCCCCCCCCUUUCUGCCCCCACGCCCCGCGGGGGGGGCGGGGGGGUGACAUUCCCCGGGGUCGCGGGAUGUCCCCCGUUUGGAGGGGGGGAAAGGGUCAGCCCACCUCCCCAUUUUGCAUCGCAUCGCAGUCAGGUGGGCGGGAGGAAAAAGGUUACCCCCCCCUCCCCCCCCCCGGUGGCUGGAGAGGGCGGCGAGGCAAGGGUUAAUACGAACUGUUAACCUGCACGGCGAGGAAGGGGUUAAUUCGACCCCGUGUGACCCCCACCCCCCGUGGGGCCGGACAGGGUGGUGAGGAAAGGAUUAACUCCCUCCAUGUGGUGUCAGAGUGGGGUGGCAAGGAAAGGGUAAACCAUUGUCCCCAAUGAAGUGACAGCCGGUUGGGCAGGAAGGGGUUAAAUCCCCCCCGGUCCCACGAGGUUGACAGCACCCCAUAGGGGGUUUGGGGGACAAAGUCCUCACAGGAGUCACAGCACCCCAUGGGGAGUUUGGGGGACUUGGUCCCCAUGCAGGUGACAGCAUCCCAUAGGGGGCUUGGGGAGCACAUGAUCCCCACAUGGGUCACAGCACCCCAUGGGGGGGUUGGUAAAUGGUCUGCAGGUGAUAGCUCCCCGCAGGGGCUGUAAGCGGGUCACUGUGCGGGGAGGGGGCUGGACCCCGUCCCCGUGUGGGUCACAGCACCCAGUGGGGCUGGAGGUGGGGACCCCACACAAGGAACCAGCAAAGGGGCUGAACCCCGUCCCUGUACAAGUGCAUACACCCCUAUGGGGCUAAGAAUCAGGGACCCUGUGUGUGGGGGGAGUCAGGGGGGUUAACCCCAUUUUCACAUAGGUGAUGGUGCCCCAGUGGGGCUGGAAAUGGGGGCUCAGUGAGGGGGGCUUACCCCAUCCCCAUGCAGUCUCACGCAUUCCAAUGGGGCUAAAAGUGGGGGACCCUACUCUGGGGGGGUACAGAAGUCUAACCCCAUCCUCAUGCAGCCCCCGGCGGUGGAGUUGGUGGUGGAGUUUCUGCGGGUGCUUGGCAGCCAAGAACUACAGGUUAACCCUGUCCCCACACAAGUGCCGGCACCCAAGUGGGGAGGGUUUGGGGAGGGGGGGGCUGGCAGUGGAGAAGGGGGAUGUGGGCGGUGCAUGUGGGGGCCCAGGGAUGGGAUGAUUCAUUGCGUGUACUUAUGACAUUGCUGGCUGCUUCCCUGUGGCUGCCAGCCGGCACGGGUGGCACUGCCUGCCCCAACACGCUGCGUUCCCCUCAAGCUGCCUGAGCAGAACUUGGGGUUCGCCCACCCUGGCACUGCUAUGCCGGCCAUCCUGCUCUUCUGGAGCCGCGCGGAGAGGAAUAAGUACUCAGCACCAGGCAGCGUCGCCGUCAUGGGGAAAGACUAUUACAAGAUUUUGGGCAUCCAAUCUGGAGCCAAUGAGGAUGAAAUCAAGAAAGCCUACCGGAAAAUGGCCCUGAAGUACCACCCUGAUAAGAAUAAAGACCCCAAUGCCGAGGAGAAGUUCAAGGAGAUUGCAGAGGCUUAUGAUGUCCUGAGUGACCCCAAGAAGCGAGCCGUGUAUGACCAGUACGGGGAGGAAGGUCUCAAGACUGGAGGUGGCUCUUCAGGUGGCUCAGGGAACGCUUUCCACUACACCUUCCAUGGAGACCCCCAUGCCACCUUUGCAUCUUUCUUUGGAGGCUCCAACCCUUUUGAUAUUUUCUUUGCUAGCAGCCGCUCCCGGGUGUUCAAUGGCUUUGACCAGGAAGACAUGGAUAUCGAUGAUGAUGAUGAUCCUUUCAGUGCCUUCAGCCGGUUUGGCUUCAACGGCAUUAAUGGGGUUCACCGGCGGCACCAGGAGUCCCUGCACACACGGAGGAAGGUCCAAGACCCGCCCAUCAUCCACGAGCUGAAGGUGUCCCUGGAAGAGAUCUACCAUGGCUCCACCAAGAGAAUGAAGAUCACCCGCAGAAGGCUCAACGCUGAUGGCCGGACCAUGCGGACUGAGGAUAAGAUCCUAAACAUUGUCAUCAAACGGGGUUGGAAGGAGGGAACCAAAAUCACAUUCCCCAAAGAAGGGGAUGCCACGCCGGACAACAUCCCUGCUGACAUCGUCUUCAUCCUCAAGGACAAACCUCACUCGCACUUCAAGAGAGAUGGGACGAACAUGGUCUACACUGCAAACAUCAGUCUUAAAGAGGCAAAAAGACAGUUGGAUGGUCCUGUUGGCUGGAAACCUGAGGUCUAGCCGCUGUACCUGUUCCCUUUCUGCUUCUUAUUUUAUGGCCAGAGAUGUUUUCCUGGCAUGUGUACCUGUGCAGCCCACUAUGUCGCAUGGUGGUGGGUACCAGCCAGCAGAAGGGCUCCAGCAUCCCUGGAAUAAUCCCUUCCUUCCAACCUUCCCUUCCCUCCAACCUGCCAGAGCUGCAACCAUGCACCCCCUGCUCACACGGAGCCAGCGAUGAACCUCCUCCUGCUGCCAGAAAAAGCUUGUCUGGGAGGAGACCCAGCACAGAUGAGAUGUGCAAGGAGACAGCAGGCUCCAGCUUUCCUCUUCUCAGCUCACCUGAGCCCUAGAGCCAAGCCCAGCAUGGGUGGCUCUGUGUUUGCUUUGGUGCAAAGCCCUGGCACUGCAGCAGAAGCAGCAGCCUUCAGCCUCAAGCCAGGGGUCAGCAGGGAAGAAGGGUUGCUACUGCUGCUGUCUCCUGUUGCUCUGGCACUGGAGGCUUUUCCUGGGGAGGAGGCUGCAGAACAUCCUCCCCCGCUUCCCUUGCAGGGUAUCUUUUGGGGACAGGAGGGCUGGGACCCCCCAUGCCCCAGGCCAAGGGGACAGGUGCUUUGUGUGCAGGACAGGACCAGCUUGCACCAUCCACAGCAAAUCCUCCCCUUCCAGAAGUAUUGCUCUGCAGUCCUCCAUCAUCAGCAGCCUCUCUCCUUGCUGAAAGCCUGGAGACGCUGCUGCCCACGUGUACAGCAGAACUGAGUUAUUUAAGGACACAAGGCUUUUCUUGCUGCAUUCCUGCAUCACAUGGCUCACUAAUGCAGGCUGGCUUGCAGCUGCUGCCAGCUUCUGCAGGAGGCAGUGCCUGGCCCUGGGAUGGGGAUGGCAGCCUGGAAAAUCAUCUCCUGGCUUUGCAGUGGGGGGAUGUGGCUAUGUGGAGGUCCCUGCAGCAGGGAUGCAGGGCAUGCCUGGGCCAUUCUCCCCAAGCCUGCAGUUUCGGGGAAACAUUGCAUUCUUGCUUCCUUCUUGGGCCACCAAGGUAUAAAAAUAGCCAGGGAUAGCAGCGCAGUGCAGUAACCCAACCCUUU
Anas platyrhynchos (mallard) is the source of this 3322-nucleotide messenger RNA. The record is from RefSeq and is a predicted model, not a curated record. NCBI's taxonomy places the organism in Eukaryota, Metazoa, Chordata, Aves, Anseriformes, Anatidae.